AAAGGUGGAGAAAGAAAACAAAAGAUCUAACAAUAACAAAAUCAGAAAAAGGAGAGAGAACCCCAUAGAAGUUCUCUGUGUCUUCUUCUAUCACUUUCCGCUUUUGAAACCCUAAUUAUCUUCCUCAACCCGACUCACCGUUUCUCAGUUUCAAUUUCUCUCCAAUUUUCCUUAACUUUCUGUAAUCUCCUGAAUGCAGAUAUAGAUAUAUAGUAGCAAGGUUUGAUAAAUACUUGAUAGAAAUGUAUAGAGAUCGAGGAGGUGGCGGAGGAGGAGGUGGUGGUUCAUCGAAGUCGGAGAUGAUCGGUGGACCGUUGGAUCGGAAAAGAAUCAACGAUGCGUUGGAUAAGCACUUAGAGAAGUUGUCACCUUCUACAUCUAGGUCUUUGAAGGAUAAAGCUGUUCCCUCUACGUCAACCGGUGGUGGUGGUGGUGCUGGAAAAUCGCAUUUUGAUCAUCGUAAUACCAACAAAAACAAGUGCUCCGAUGAGGAAUCUGAAACGGACAGUGAAGAGUCUGAUGUUAGUGGUUCUGAUGGGGAUGAUACUUCAUGGAUUUCUUGGUUUUGUAACCUGCGUGGUAACGAGUUCUUCUGUGAAGUUGAUGAUGAUUACAUUCAGGAUGAUUUUAACCUAUGUGGAUUGAGCAGUCAAGUUCCCUACUACGACUAUGCACUUGACCUCAUCCUUGAUGUUGAAUCCUCCCAUGGUGAUAUGUUCACAGAAGAGCAGAAUGAAUUGGUUGAAUCGGCGGCAGAGAUGUUGUAUGGUUUGAUUCAUGUUCGGUACAUUUUGACUAGCAAGGGAAUAGCCGCUAUGUUGGAGAAGUACAAAAACUACGACUUUGGAAGAUGCCCACGAGUUUACUGCAGUGGACAGCCUUGUCUUCCCGUUGGUCAAUCAGAUAUUCCGCGUGCAAGUACUGUAAAAAUAUACUGUCCGAAGUGUGAGGACAUCUAUUACCCUCGAUCGAAGUACCAAGGCAAUAUUGAUGGAGCUUACUUUGGGACGACAUUUCCUCAUCUCUUCUUGAUGACUUAUGGACACCUCAAACCGCAAAAACCAACGCAAAACUUUGUCCCCAGGGUGUUUGGCUUCAAGAUCCACAAGACUUGACAGUAAAGCCCGUUAUGAUGUUGUAAACAGAUCAAAUUUUCUGCCAGUAAUGAUUAUUGCUAGGUAGCUUUGAUGUACAAUUGGUUAUGGUAGAGACAGGUGAAGCAGAUGAGUUGGUGAUAAUUAUGAAACAUUCUUCUUCAUUGAUGAAAGGCAACUUGGGCCAAUCUGUCAGGUGAAAUUUAUUCCCAGAAUAUUGCCAUGACAGCAUUUGUAAAGCUUGUUUCAUCACACCAGUUUGAGAAUUGAUUUAUAUUUCCUUCUCGACGACCAGUUUUCGUGGCCACUCUAAUGGUCUUUUCAUCUCUCUUCAGUAUUUACUCCUACCAUCAGGAUCAUAGACUAGGGUAUAUAACCCUUCCUUUUUUAGGACAAUUUCCAGUUGUAAUGAUGUGUGAUGGUAUAUUAAAUGGUUAUAUCAAAGCUAAAUAUGUUAUUUCCUUAAAA
This is a messenger RNA of Solanum lycopersicum (tomato), 1562 nucleotides long. Its product is annotated as putative casein kinase II subunit beta-4. Gene Ontology annotation, molecular function: protein kinase regulator activity. Gene Ontology annotation, cellular component: protein kinase CK2 complex; cytoplasm. The record is from RefSeq and is a predicted model, not a curated record. Lineage: Eukaryota; Viridiplantae; Streptophyta; Magnoliopsida; Solanales; Solanaceae.